AUGUGCGGAAAUCAUUUUUGGAACCCCUUCCAAUUUCGUCGUAUAUUGGCACAUGAGCUCGUCCAUGCGUUUGACUUCGCCCGGGCUAAAAUCGAUACUGCAAAUAUCGAUCAUAUAGCAUGUACGGAGAUCAGAGCGGCUAAUCUUAGUGGGGAGUGUGAGCUAUGGACGAAGUGGACGGACUAUAUAGGGGAAGAUCCACUGGGUGAGUUGGCAACUGUUCCUUACGCGGGACGUGAGGCUCGCUGGCUGUCGCGUGCUCAGCGGAAUCCGCGCUGA
Molecule: messenger RNA, 279 nt
Organism: Perkinsus marinus ATCC 50983
Lineage: Eukaryota; Perkinsozoa; Perkinsida; Perkinsidae
Product: kub3-prov protein, putative
Exons: 2
Coding region: 1-279 (92 amino acids)
Biological process (GO): mitochondrial proton-transporting ATP synthase complex assembly; mitochondrial protein processing
Cellular component (GO): extrinsic component of mitochondrial inner membrane
Molecular function (GO): metalloendopeptidase activity
Source: RefSeq, a predicted model, not a curated record